Molecule: messenger RNA, 2178 nt
Organism: Pygocentrus nattereri (red-bellied piranha)
Lineage: Eukaryota; Metazoa; Chordata; Actinopteri; Characiformes; Serrasalmidae
Gene: zmat4a
Product: zinc finger, matrin-type 4a
Exons: 8
Coding region: 68-850 (260 amino acids)
Cellular component (GO): nucleus
Molecular function (GO): nucleic acid binding; zinc ion binding
Source: RefSeq, a predicted model, not a curated record
CGAGCAGCCUGCGCUUUGAAGCGCGUGCAGGCGCGCGGGUCUCUCCACUCUCGGCGCGCGCGUGUCCAUGGAUUACACGCUCUCCCUGCAAGUGCAGCAGCAGCUCACCGUCUACCCAACGCAUCUGCAGCAGGUCUACAGCCUGGAGCUACAGAUGAAGUCGACAGAAGUGGACCAGGGCCUUUUCACAGACAGCUACUGCAAAGUGUGCAGUGCCCAGCUCAUCUCCGAGUCUCAGAGAGUGGCCCACUAUGAGAGUCGAAAACAUGCAAAUAAAGUACGUCUCUACUACAUGCUGCACCCGGUGGACGGAGGUUGCCCGGCUAAGAAGCUACGAACAGACAAUGGCAGUGAGGAGGGAGAUGUGGAUAAGAAUAAGUGCUGCACACUGUGUAACAUGUCCUUCACCUCAGCUGUAGUGGCUCAGUCUCACUACCAGGGCAAGAUCCAUGCCAAGAGAAUCAAACUACUGCUGGGAGAACAACCUGCCAUCACAGCUAAAGAAGUGCCACCCAGUCCUGUGAAAACGCCCUCUGACAGCUCACUGGUGAGCUCGCCUCGACUGCGUGGGGACUCGGACCGUUAUUGCCAAUUGUGUAACGCCUGGUUCAACAACCCGGGCAUGGCCCGACAGCACUACGACGGCAAGAAGCACAAGAAGAAUGCAGCACGCGCCGACCUGCUGGAGCAGCUGGGCAAAACGCUGGACAUGGGCGAGAUGAAAGGUCUGAAACGGAGCUACACUUGCGAUGUGUGCAGUGUCACGCUCAACUCUGUGGCACAGUACCAUGCACACCUGCAGGGCUCCAAGCACCAAAACAACUUAAAGAACCAGUUAUGUGUCCAGUGAAGUUGAGUGGAGUGACAAAACUAUUGGAUUGAUGUCAGACAAGACUCUGUUCAAGUUCAUUCCGUUCAAGUUGGCCUCGAAGUUGUUGUCAUACUUUGCUGCUACUUUCCCAAGCACUACGUUAUCAUGACUGAAUCUAUGGGACCGUGGACAGGGAGCACCAUGGACGGCGCCACUUGCACCAGUGUAUUUACAACCAUGUUUUCUGUCACCUCCCGGUGGUUUGUGUGUGGGUUGAUAAACUGAAUCUUUGCAUCAAAUCCAGUCAGUCAAUCAAGUGUUGUGUGCAUGACCAAAACAAAGAAUUUGUAUCUUUUACCCAGCUAAGCAAUAUCUAGCAAAAAGAAGAAAGAAAUCAGCCAAAUUUAUUGUUAUUAAAUACGUUUUGACUGCAAGAGCAACACGGAAAGCGCCACAAUCUGCUCACAUUCCACGAUUACUCACAUCUUUGGACAGUUUUACACGGGCAUUUUUCCUUUCGGAGAUGUAAACAGGUGUGGGCAUAUCAACAGGGUCUUUUGCAGCACAUGUCUUGCUAUGUCUUUAAGAAAGGGUUAAAGUAAACAUGCAGCUACUACAUUAGAAUUGGUGAAGCUCAUUUAUUCAGAGAUUCAGUCUAGUUUUAAAAAGUGUUGUGAUGACGCAUUCCUUUGAAGAUAAUUUAAACAUGCAUAUAGUCCAAGCCUACUUCCUCAGUGGUGACCGUCACGAACUUAAAACUUCUUUUAUGUGUAACUAUAGACCUAUUAGAGCCAUUUAAAGAAACUACGAUGUCAUAAGAGCUACGUGUCAUUUUAUAAAAUGAAGAAAUUAGACUAUUUAUUAUUAGAAAAGAGUUUAUUUUUAUUCUCUCAUGAAUAAUGUAUCUGUGCAGAUGAAUGCCUUUAUGUUGGCCUUUGUGUCUGAAUCUUUGUUAUUUAUUUCAUAACGUGCAUUACGAUGGAUACCGAGUCAUUUGAGGUUCAAGAAGAUUUAGGUUAAAACAUGAAAAAGAAAAGAAAAUUAAGCCUCCCAAGCCUUUUAUACACAAAAAGCAAACCUACUAAUGGCCAGAUCUCUUACGUGAACCCCUGCCCCAGAGGCUUAUUGUUGUAAUUAAGCUUAAAAUAUAAGUGUUGAAUAUGAAUAUGUCUUAGGCUUAAAGGCAUAGUCCAAUGUUUUGCAUCCAAUUUCAGGUUCAGAUAGGUCUUUUACAACUAUAUUGUGUGGCCAAAAGUAUGUGGACACCUGACCAUCACACCUAUAUGGGCUUUUUUUUCUAAAUAUCCUUCGGGAUCAAUAAAGUAUCUAUAUAUCUAUCUGUCUUUUUGGGCAUCCCAUUCCCAAAC